UUUAAAGUUUAGGGUGCGUUUUUGUUGAGAAGUAGACAAAUAACUACAAGCCUCGCGCAGUCGGUUGUCUAAAAAUAAAAUACAUUGCAAAAGCUAUGGGUUUCACAAGUUGGUUGGUUUUUCUCUUCAUGAAAACUGUCGUAGCCAAAAGCAUCCUGGAAAACACUGCGUACUUUGAAGGCGACAUUAUUUUGACACCAUACGAACGAGAAAACAUUUACAAAAGUAAUAGGUUCGCUUCAACUAAAUCUCGAUGGCCAACCAAUGUUAUACCGUUCGAUAUUCAUCCCAGCUUUGGAAACGAUGCUGCAGCGUUGGCUAACCUAACCAUGGCGAUUAAUGAUUAUCAUAAAUACACGUGUUUACAAUUCAAACGUCGAACAGACGAAGUGACGUAUAUCUUAUUUUAUCAGGGACAAGGAUGCGGCGCCCCACUUGGUUAUCACACAGGACAGAACAGAAUCAGUUUACAAGGACCAGGCUGUUUUCAAAAAGGAGUGAUUAUUCAUGAAGUGAUGCAUAAUCUGGGCUUCUACCAUGAACAGUCACGCCCUGAUCGUGACAAGUACAUCAGAAUCUUGUGGAACAACAUCAACCCAAGUAAUAUGAAGGACAACUUUCUAAAGCGUACCUAUGACGAUGUUGAUUCGCUCGGCUCUCCGUAUGAUUAUCUCAGCAUCAUGCAUUACCCAAAAGAUGGAUUUGCUAAGCGAGGUACAAACACGAUUGAAACUUUAGAUCGCAGGUUUAUGGAUAAGAUUGGACAAAGAAAAGGUUUUAGCAAACUUGAUAUCCAGCAAGUAAAUAAAAUGUACAAAUGUGGAGGUACAACUCAAACUCCGAUAACAGCUAUCAAACCCCUUGGUUGCGUGGAUGUCUAUGACAGAUGCUCGUCUUACAAACGAUAUUGCAGCGCCUCAGCAUGGCAAUCGUUUUUGAGAAAAGAUUGUAAAAAGACAUGCGGCUUUUGUGGAGAUCAAGUACGACGUUGAAGAAAAGAUUUGACAGCAAACACCAUUGUUAAAUACACGUCAAGGCUUAACAUGUAUCAUCCAUAACAUAAAUAAGGCGUUUAUUGCAAA
This is a messenger RNA of Hydractinia symbiolongicarpus, 1082 nucleotides long. Its product is annotated as hatching enzyme 1.2-like. The transcript is spliced from 10 exons. The record is from RefSeq and is a predicted model, not a curated record. Gene Ontology annotation, biological process: proteolysis. Gene Ontology annotation, molecular function: metalloendopeptidase activity; zinc ion binding. Bases 96 to 992 code for a protein of 298 amino acids. NCBI's taxonomy places the organism in Eukaryota, Metazoa, Cnidaria, Hydrozoa, Anthoathecata, Hydractiniidae.